CGCAGUGCCCGGCCGCGCAUUGCGUCUCGCUCACGCGCGCUCUGCUUGUUUUUGUGCUUGUGGAUUUCUCUGCUGAAAUGUGCUUUGCCGCAUUUUUAAACAUGAAUUGAUUUAAAACCCACGAACCACGAUGUACCAAGCUCGUUGGCUGAUGGUGGCUAUAGCAGCCAUCUUGGCGCUGCAGUCGCGGGGAGAAGGAGGCAUCAGAUUACCGGACCAGCCGCCCAUAGAACACACCGAAGGCAGGUCGCUCAACUUCGGUGGGGACCACGGACGAUCGCCGAACGCUCAGGGUCGAGGGCUCCUCGACUGGCUUGGUCUUGGAGAAGACCAGGAUCCAUACAUCCAGCAAGCCACACAGCAGUGUAUCAGCGGCGAUCUGGCCGAUUGUUUCAAAGCUCAGGCUUUGAGGUCUUUCGAUGACUUCUUUGACAAACAAGCUUACCAACUAUCAGACAAUGCCAUACUACGUAAAGUAGAGUCACAAGCGAGAGCCCUUACAAGAGAGCCUCCGCAACUAGACUCGCAGCCAAGAAGCGAAGACUCCGACUGGGACGCGCUCGUCAAAUACGGAAUGAGGAAAAUAGAAAGGUUUUUAAGGUCUACUGCAUUGGAAUUCCAAUUAGACGAUGACGUUACUUCUAACGGCAUAAUAGCUCCUAGACUUCUUGAUGAAAUCGCUGAUGAAGUGGACAUCAUUGAAGAUAAAAGUGCACCACCUUUCCGCCGUCACAAGCUGAAGAAGCUCAUCAUCCCCAUGUUGCUGAUCCUGAAGCUGUUCAAACUGAAAUUGCUGUUGUUCCUGCCGCUCAUCCUUGGACUUGCCAGCUUCAAGAAGUUCUUAGGAUUUAUGGCCCUCAUCGUUCCAGGAGUGAUCGGCUACUUCAAGUUCUGCAAACCUAAUUCCUCGCCGUUCUCACCGAAUCACUACUCUGGCCCUCAAUACAGUCCGGCGGGCAUCGGCCUCGGACCUUACCGGGAACAUCCGCCAGAACAUUACGGUCAUUACAAUAACUACCCUGGCAACCAUGGAUACGGCUCGGGCGGCAUUGCCUUCAGGGAGAACGAAUCACAAGACCUCGCAUACCAAGGAUGGGAGUACAGGAACAAACAGGGCAAAGAUGAUAUCAAAGCAGGAGAAGUUUAAGACUGAGUCAUUAUAUUACUCUAAUAAUAGAAAAGAAGUUUCGAGUCAUCCAAGUGUGAUCACCUCAUAAAGUUAGGCGCUGCGCAGAUGUUGUCAACUUAUCACCGAGAAACACUACAACAAUUUCGGCAACUGUCAGUAUCAUAGUAGCAUGUCUCUGUAACAAUUUAAGAGUGUCUGCAAAACGCCUAGCGCCAUUCAUUCAUUUUUAUUAUCCAAUUAUACAGUAACAUCAACACUCCAUACAAUUAUUUGUGUUGUGUUAUGUUGUGCUUUUUUUAUUUAUUUCGUUGUAUUUUUGUUUUGUUACUAGUUAUAAUGAUUUAUAGAUUUAUUGUUGUAAAUACAAAUUAAUGAGAUAGUAUCUAUCUCUGGAUGUAUGUCUUUGACAUUAAUAUAAGUCCAUAACUUAAUUAACCAUAAGUACGUUAUUAAAUUGUACAUUUAAAAUAAAAUAUUUUGACUUUUGUA
Manduca sexta (tobacco hornworm) is the source of this 1618-nucleotide messenger RNA. RefSeq lists its product as uncharacterized. Bases 131 to 1147 code for a protein of 338 amino acids. NCBI's taxonomy places the organism in Eukaryota, Metazoa, Arthropoda, Insecta, Lepidoptera, Sphingidae. The record is from RefSeq and is a predicted model, not a curated record. The transcript is spliced from 8 exons.